AUGGAGCCCAGUAGUGGUGUUGGCAUCAAACCGCGGCGAGUAGCCUGCAGAAAAAUCAAGCGUAAUAAAACAUUUGGACAUAGUUUUCUGAUCUACAACUUGCAAGCUUAUCAUGAUCCCUCAGAUGAUGAGGCAUGUGGACUGGGAAUCAAGAAAGGAAAGAUGACGUCUCAGACCAUCAAGAAUGGUGAGAGAACAAAUCCAGUCCCAGUGAUUCCAUUUUGGCUGGAGAUCUGGUAUGUCAUUGGUAGUAUUCUGAUUAUUCUUUUGAGUGUUCCAGUCGGUGGGCAACAGGACCCCACGAAGGCAGUGGUCACCUUGCACCCCCCGUGGGUCGAUGUGUUCCAAGAGGAAGCAGUGACUCUCAGGUGUGAGGGGCCGCGUGCGCCUGGGGACAGCGCCACCCGGUGGUUCCUCAACGGCACAGCUCUUCAGACCUCGUCCCCCAGCCACAGCAUCACGAAUGCCCUUGCCAAUGACACUGGGGAAUACACUUGCCAGACGGGACUCUCUGUACCAAGCGAGCCGGUGCAGCUGGGCGUGCACAGAGAUUGGUUGCUGCUCCAGGUCUCUGGCAGAGUCUUCACUGAAGGGAAUUCUCUGACCUUGAGAUGUCACGCAUGGGAGAAUAAGCGGAUACACAAUUUGCUUUUUUAUCAAAAUGACAGAACUUUUAAGUUUCUUCCUCAGCCAUCUGAACUCACCAUUCCAAAUGUCAACAUGAGUCAUAACGGCACUUACUACUGUUCAGCCAUGGGAACGCAUCGUUACACAUCAGCAACCGUGUCCAUCACGGUGCAAGAGCUGUUCCCAGUUCCGGUGCUGAGGGCAUCCCUGCCAUUCCCCAUCCUGGAGGGGAGUCCGCUGACGCUGAGCUGUGAAACCAAGUUGGUCCCCGGGCAGCCUGCUUUGAGCCUUGUCUUCUCUUUCUACGUGGGCAACAAGACCCUGCAGGACAGGAACGCGUCCUCAGAAUACCAGAUCCCAAAGGCUGGGCAGGAGGAUUCUGGCGCCUACUGGUGCGAGGCAGCCACAGAGGAUGAAAGAAUCGUGAAGCACAGCCCUGCCUUGCAGGUGCAAGUGGUUGGCCCCCAGUUGUCAAAUCCUUUCUGGCUUCAUGUCUUUUUCUAUCUCGCCACGGGAGUAAUGUUUUUGGUGAGCACUGUCCUCUGUGCGACAAUACAUAACAAACUGCAAAGAAUGAAAAAGGAGGAUGUCGGCAUCUCUUUGUCUUCUGAUUAUGAAAGGUAUGAAACUCUCAAACUGCCUAAAGACUCCCAUUUAAAAGAAGAGCUGAAGCUCCAUGAACAAAAAGAAGACAUGCUACAAGAAGGGGACCACCACAAGUGCCAGGGAGAGCAGGAGAACCAUCCGCAGUCCGUCCCCACUGGAGUGGAGCUUGGGCACACCUGUCCUGUAGCUGAAUGACAGCCCUCUGGGCCAUAUGGCCUAUAACUCUUAAACAGAGCAAAUAAGCAGCCUGAUUUUAAUUGAAAUUAUUUUACACAUUUGAUACUCAAAGGGGAUUGGAGCUGACAUUUAAAGAUAUCUUUAAAAAUUUGGAAGUCAAAUCUAGCCAUGAUAUUUGAUAUCAUGGCUUUGAAAACCAGUGUUUUUGAGAACUAGAUAAAAAAUAAUUUCUACAAUUUUACAAGAGAUUCAGACACAAAAAGAUCUAGUGAACCAGAGUAAAGGAGACCGAGAAAAAGGGAGGGAGCCUCUUAGCUGGACAUCAGCGGGGACUAAGGGAGCAAAGAGGGACUAGAGCCUCCAGAUGACUCCCCGGGGACUGUGCGGGUGAAAGCCCCCACAGCUCUGUGUUCAGGAUAGCAGCAACUCCACAACUCUUCCCUGUCAG
Molecule: messenger RNA, 1858 nt
Organism: Ochotona curzoniae (black-lipped pika)
Lineage: Eukaryota; Metazoa; Chordata; Mammalia; Lagomorpha; Ochotonidae
Product: high affinity immunoglobulin gamma Fc receptor I-like
Exons: 8
Coding region: 1-1428 (475 amino acids)
Biological process (GO): regulation of immune response; cell surface receptor signaling pathway
Molecular function (GO): transmembrane signaling receptor activity
Source: RefSeq, a predicted model, not a curated record